AUGGCUCUUCACCACCCCGAGACAGGCCCGGGGUACGGAGAGCCUGGUCCCGUCCCCUCCCGAACUUGGGGCCGGCCUGGUAGUCCCGCGCCGGGGUGGCGGGGUGCCGCAGAAUGGGGGUUUAACCCCGGCAGCCCCCCAGGGGCUGAGCCCUGUGCAGAGGAGGGGCUGGGCGCAGACUUCCCCCUUCUAUGUCCUGCAGCCGCCGCUCACCCCGCGUCCCCCCCGGCCUCUGCUGACGGCCCCAACGAUGGCGAGAAGCCCGCAGGGGGCAAGAGCAAAGCCGAGCUGCGAGCGGAGCGCCGCGCCAAGCAGGAGGCCGAGCGGGCCCAGAAGCAGGCCAAGAAGGCAGAGCUGGGUCAGGCAGCUGCAGCAGCCAAGCCCAGGCUGACCCCCACCGAGCCUCAGUCUGUGGUGAAGCGGCUGCCGGAGCACGUGCAGGUGGACGAUCCCGCUGCCCAGAGGAAACUGGCCAAGAAGCUGGAGCGGCAGCAGGUACCUCUGAGGCAGGACUACGGCACCAAGGUCAACUUGUUCUCCCACUUGCACCAGUACAGCCGGAAGAAGCCGCUGACACAGCAGAUGAGCAUCCCCUCCACAGUCAUUCACCCGGCCGUGGUGCGCCUUGGCCUCCAGUACUCCCAGGGCAUCAUCAAUGGCUCCAACGCCCGCUGCAUCGCCUUGCUGGAAGUCUUCAAACAGCUGAUCCGGGAUUACUCCACUCCCCCCAAUGAGGAGCUGUCGCGGGACCUGGUGGCCAAGCUGAAGCCGCACAUCAGCUUCCUGAACCAGUGCCGGCCCCUUUCAGCCAGCAUGGGCAACGCCAUCAAGUUCCUCAAGAAGGAGAUUUCCUGCCUCCCCGACACGCUGAGAGAGGAGGAGGCAAAGGAGAAGCUGCAGGACACAAUCGACAAGUAUCUGCGGGAGAAGAUUCUUUUGGCAGCUGAAGCCAUUUCCAGGUCGGCCUUUGAGAAGAUCAACGACAAUGACGUGAUCCUGGUGUACGGAUGGUAAGAGGAGAGCCGGGGCAGGCAGGGAAGGAAACGGUUGAGUGAACGGGGGAAGAUCUGGCAAAGGGUUUUGAGGGGUGGGAAGGUCGGUGCUCCCUGAGGGGGCAGGAGAGGCUGUGGCGCUGGGUCCAGCAACCAGAAAUUAUCCAGGGGUGCUGGUCUGACCUUGGCUGCAGUGGGGAGCUGGUGUGUCGGUGCAGGACUGCGGUGGGGGUGUGAGGUGUCAGGACGGAGCGGAGCCUGGCCCUGGGGCCCACGCUUGCUCUCUGGCAAGGGCACUGCUCAGACUCAUGACAAGAACGAACGGGAGGGGCUGACCAAGUAGCCCUACAGCCUGCCCUGAUGAACAUAGUGGUGUUAGUGCCUUGGACUCGGUUUUAUGAAUGCCCGAGUUGGCGCUGCCCACCCUUUCCACUCAGUGGCCCCAGACCCGCCGGCAGCGCCCUGCCUGGGCUGGGAGGUGCCUGACAGAGGCCUGAAGCAAGGCCAGCGCCCAAGGCUUAUCCCUGAGACUUUGCUGUUCCCGGUCAGGGCACUGUCCUCUGCACCUGCCCAGAGUUACGUGUUUGAUAAACCCAGAUUCACCGCAGCUGCGAUACAGGGCA
Messenger RNA from Athene cunicularia (burrowing owl), 1615 nucleotides. It is a transcript of the gene EIF2B4, whose product is annotated as eukaryotic translation initiation factor 2B subunit delta. The coding region runs from base 1 to 1014 and encodes 337 amino acids. Lineage: Eukaryota; Metazoa; Chordata; Aves; Strigiformes; Strigidae. The transcript is spliced from 8 exons. The record is from RefSeq and is a predicted model, not a curated record.